Molecule: messenger RNA, 1302 nt
Organism: Taeniopygia guttata (zebra finch)
Lineage: Eukaryota; Metazoa; Chordata; Aves; Passeriformes; Estrildidae
Gene: TERB2
Product: telomere repeat binding bouquet formation protein 2
Biological process (GO): meiotic attachment of telomere to nuclear envelope; homologous chromosome pairing at meiosis
Cellular component (GO): nuclear inner membrane
Source: RefSeq, a predicted model, not a curated record
CGGCUCUCGCCUUCUUCCAGCCCCUCAGGGCGGUUCCCCUCAGGGCGGUUCCCGCCUCCUUCCAGCCCCUCAGGACGGUUCCCGCUUCCCUCCAGCCCCUCAGGGCGGUUCCCGCCUCCUUCCAGCCCCUCAAGGCGGUUCCCCUCAGGGCGGUUCCCGCCUCCUUCCAGCCCCUCAAGGCGGUUCCCCUCAGGGCGGUUCCCGCCUCCUUCCAGCCCCUCAAGGCGGUUCCCCUCAGGGCGGUUCCCGCCUCCUUCCAGCCCCUCAGGGCGGUUCCCGCCUCCUUCCAGCCCCUCAGGGCGGUUCCCCUCAGGGCGGUUCCCGCCUCCUUCCAGCCCCUUAAGGCGGUUCCCGCCUCCUUCCAGCCCCUCAGGGCGGUUCCCGCCUCCUUCCAGCCCCUCAGGACCGUUCCCGCCCUCGGGUCCCCCAGGGCGGCUCUCGCCGCGAUGUUCCGCGGACGCCGCGCUUGGUUCUCGCAGAGUGUCAGCCCGGGCCCGCGGGGGCUGUGGGCAGACGGUGGCGGGACCAUCACCCACUGGCUGGAUGCUGACUACCUCUUCAGCAGCGAUGCUGCCCACCCUGACACCCGCAGCAUACACGAGAGUCUCAGUUACUUGGAGGGCAGAGCCACGGUCUUCCACUCCUGUUACCUCUCAGCGUGUGCAAGCACCGGAGCUGGGGAGAGGUCCUCGGUGGUUCUGGGCCACUUCGUCCUGCCCCCUGCCUGCCUGCACGAAGAAAUCAGAAGGAAAAUUGGUCGGUUUAUUUGGGAGAAGGCAGAUGCCCUUGAAGAACAGCCCAAAGAAAAUCCGACAGAGGAACCAGAAGCAGCAAGAAACAGCUGUGAGGAAGAACCAGAGGAAGAAGUGCUAGACCUGGCUGAGAGCAGUGAAGAUACAGACUCUGAAGCACCUGCCCAGGGAGAAUUUCCAUACCGUGCCCUCCAGGAAUACCCAAAAAAUAACAUGGUGACAGGCUAUCCCUCUGCACAGGACAUGAAGAAAUAUGAGGGGGAACUCCAUGACUUUAUCCCCGGCACCUCGGGCUAUGCAGCGUACUGGGUUCAAAGCAAAUUUAGCAUUUACUGUGAGAAGACCAAAAUGAAGAGGAAAUGGUAAGGAACAGGUGGCUGGAGCAGCAAAAACUUCAAUCUAAGAGCUACCAGAUGAUUUAUAUAAAUUAUCCGACUGCAGCUCAGAGCACUCAAUGUGUUAUUUAAGUACUGGCUGCAGUUAUAGUAUUUGCUUCUUUAAAUAACGACUUAAACUAAAUUUCACAAAAAACAUAAAUACAGACAUUUCU